This is a messenger RNA of Salvelinus sp. IW2-2015, 2847 nucleotides long. NCBI's taxonomy places the organism in Eukaryota, Metazoa, Chordata, Actinopteri, Salmoniformes, Salmonidae. The record is from RefSeq and is a predicted model, not a curated record.
AUGAGGAGGAGAGAGGAGCAUGCAGAGUUUGUACUGGUCAGGAGAGACCUGCUGUUUAACCAGCUGAUAGAGAUGGCUUUCCUGGCCCGGGCUACUCCACAGCCUCAGCAGCAGCACAGGCGAAAGGUUCGUCCAGUUGUCCUGUUGGAGGACUCCUCCAGAACAGUGGAGGUCAUCCACAGUGAGAAUGCCCUGAAGGAGCUAUUGAGAGAGAUGAACCAGAGCUCACUGGCCAAAGAGUGCCCUCUGUCCCAGAGUAUGAUCUCCUCCAUUGUUAACAGCACCUACUAUGCAAAUGUAUCGGCCUCCAAGUGCCACGAGUUUGGCCGUUGGUAUAAGCACUUCAUGAAUACAAAAGGCAUCAUGGAGAUUGACAGCUUCUCUGACCAAUCCCAAACGAGCUCCACACACCCAUCAACCAAACAACCAUUCCAAGGCAGCACAGCCGAGCAGGUCUGCUCCUCGCCCCUCCCCUUUCCUCACGGGGGUGCCACCCACAUUUCUGGGCGUAGUUGUCUGGCCCCAAGUCUCUGCCCCCCGAGGCUGGUGACCGCCCCCCUCAGCCCCCAGCUAGUCAGCCCCCAACAGAUAGUCAUGGCCCAGUUCCUCAACCAGCAGUAUGCAGUCAGCCAUAUGCUAGCCCAGCAAAGCCUGUCUGUAUCUGUCUCCACCUCCCCCCAGCAAUUCCUCAACCACCCCCCUGUGGGGAGGCCUCCCCCCUCCCUGGCCCUAGCCAAGGGCCUCGACACCCUGCCCCAGGCUGGACCACCAGGACCCGGGUCUGGGUCCCAGAGCCAGGUGUGUGGACCAUCAGACAUCUCAUGUGAGAUCUACCAGUGGGUGAGAGAGGAGCUGAAGAGAGCAGGCAUCUCCCAGGCUGUGUUCGCCCGUGUGGCCUUCAACAGGACCCAGGGCCUGCUGUCUGAGAUCCUUCGUAAGGAGGAGGAUCCUAAGAGUGCGUCUCAGUCUCUCCUGGUCAACCUGCGGUCCAUGCAGAGUUUCCUCCAGAUACCGGAAGGUGACCGCGACCGUAUCUACCAGGAAGAGAGGGAGAGGAGUCUGACCACGUCGACCAUUAUCAACCAUUCACCCAACAACACUACCCCACCAUGCCACACACAGACCAGAAAGGAAGAGGGAAACUUUGUUAAGGCUGAAGAUUGGCACUCCCAGGUUUCCAUUGUAUUUCCUAAAGUGAGGCUGUCUCCAGUAGCAGUAGUAAACAGAGGGGUGAAGAGCGAGGGAUGUGUUCUAGACAGAGGGGUGAAGAGCGAGGGAUGUGUUCUAGACAGAGGGGUGAAGAGCGAGGGAUGUUNGGGAUGUGUUCUAGACAGAGGGGUGAAGAGCGAGGGAUGUGUUCUAGACAGAGGGGUGAAGAGCGAGGGAUGUGUUCUAGACAGAGGGGUGAAGAACGAGGGAUGUGUUCUAGACAUCAACAGUUCUAUCUAUGAGGAGAUCCAACAGGAGAUGAAGAGAGCCAAGGUUUCUCAGGCCAUGUUUGCCAAGAUGGCCGCAUCCAAGAGUCAGGGCUGGCUGUGUGAGCUGCUGCGCUGGAAGGAGGAUCCGUCCCCGGAGAACAGAACCCUGUGGGAGAACCUGUGUAUGAUCCGGCGCUUCCUGAGUCUGGGCCAGAUGGAACGAGACGCCAUCUAUGAACAGGAGAGCAACACUCUGCAACAACACUGUACAGACAGACUCACGCAGCUAGUCAACAACAACACACUGCUCCAACGCCACUCCCCAUUGCAACAACAACAUCAUCAACGAACACUGACCGCUCUGUCCCAGCUGCCCUUGCAGCCCCAGGCGGAGCCUCGCCUGCCGCCACGACAACCAUCCACAGCAUCACCGGCCGAGACUGAGGGGGGUAGGGGGCAACUGAGGACCUGGUGGGGGAGUAGUCAGGGUGAUGGGAGGGAAGAGGACAUUACUGGCAGGGGUUGUAGGGGUUGGGGCCAGGGCAGGGGUAGGGGUGUGUGUAACAAUGACAAGGAAGGGGGAGAGGGACGGUGGGCGGGGGGCAGACAGACUAACGGCGAGGGCGAUGGUGGGAGUGAUGGCGAGGGGUUUCGGGUGUCCCGGGAGGCGCAGGGGAUCCUGCAGAGCUUCAUCCAGGACGUUGGUCUGAACCCUGACGAGGAGGCUGUCCACACCCUGUCAGCCCAGCUGGGCCUGCCCAAACACACCAUCCUCAGCUUCUUCCACAGCCAGCACCACAGCUACUCUCACCAGAACCAUAGACAGCACUACAGUGAGAUCCACCACAACCACAACCACAGAGAGAAUCACAACCAACACCACACGGACCAGAACCAGCUCUUCUAUAAUGGAGCAGGCCCAACCCAGCCUAAGAGAACUACAGGGGAGGAGUGGACCGUAGAUCUCGCUGGACAAAUGGGGGGGGGAGGGGAGGAUAUGGAGCAGGAAGAGGAAAUAGAGGGGAAGGGGGAUGAGGAUGCCAUUUUGAAAGAGUUGGAUGUGAGCAGUCAGACCAACACCGUCGCCACCCUAGAGGAGGAGCAACAUGAUUCUAACCAAUCUGAGACUGCCCAACCACAUGACUCUGAUGAAUAACAUGACUCCAUCCACUAGUUGUCCCCUUUAACCCAAUGAGAAGGCAUCAAUUUGAUAGACUCAUCUAGCUCUGCAGAAAAUAACAUUAGCCUUUUCUGAGGAACUGUAGUAAUGAAUGAUGUGGUGUUAUAGGUUUUUCCCUUAUUUGUAAUGAAACAUUUAAAUUAAAGACUAACUGCGAAAAUAAAUGAAAUGAUGUAGUUAUACAUGUAUGCAGAGUUGUUUUAAAGGCCCAGUGCAGUCAAAAACUAGAUUUACCUGUGUUUUGAAUAU